AAGGACUGCUCUUUAGUUACCCAAAAAUUCUCGAAGAGGCAAGAACGCACAGAUACUAUCACGAGAUAAGCUUUCGAUCUUGUUUGAUUACCAGUUGGCAAUUUUUUUGCAAGAUUUAUACUUCAAUGCAUUGAAUAUCACUAUACAGAAAAUGAUACUAACUACACAGAUGCUUACAGUUCUCGGAACUAUAUGCUUCUUAUGUGUCAAUGGAAUUACUUCUUUUGCUGAUGUACAUUUUUCUCCGCACUGCAUAGAACCGAUGAAAUAUAGUACGAAUAUUUCUGCGGAAGUACAAAAAAAUUCUCUUAUUGUUGAUUCUCUUGUUAAACUGCACGUUAAGUGUCCACUGCAAAACAUAAAAUUGUAUUUCGGACGUUACUGCGAACAACCAAAAAUUAACAUCAUAACUAAUGUUUCUUCUACUUUUCCAACUUUAUCUUGGGAAACAAAAGUUUUGCCAUUUUUUUCGGACGAUCGAUUCAAAACCUUGAACAUCAGCUUCAUUAACCAUAAUAGAGAACACUUUAGAAUACAACAACAAAUAGUAAAUAAACGUAGAUUGUGGAUAUCUGCAAAAUAUAAUUGCAGUUUAGAUAAAGUUAUGAGAAUUUAUCCAUUUAUUGAUGAAACUAAAAUAGAAAAAAAUUUGAUAUUACCGCGUAUUCCCGCUGAAUGGAUAUUUCCAUGUUGGGAAAAUCUCGCAAGUAAGGCCACAUUUACUAUUCGAAUCAAGCAUAUCAGUAGUGAAACAGCUCUUUCAAAUAUACGUGAUAAACUAGUGGAAAACUCUCAAGUUUAUACAUAUACUUUAUUCCGUACACCUUUAAUAUCCACUCGUGCCGUAGCAACAGUAGUCGUACCUUCUGAAUGUACCAACUUUACUUUCGAAUCAGAUACACUUAUCAUACACAGCAGAUUACAAGUGGAAAACGACAUUUCAUACGCACGACGUCUUAUACGUCAUAUUACGAAUUUUAUUAAACUCAAGAGAAGAGAUGUUACACCAAUUUCACACGUGCAGUAUAUAGCACUUUCAACAAACUACAGCUACGAAACUAUAGUAACUAGUGGACUUGUCCUUUUCAGAGACGCUGAUCUUGCAUACAAUGAAGAAAUUGAUUCGUUUAGAAGAAAAAUAGAAGUAACAUGUUUGGUUGCACGCAGUGUGAUACAAGAAGCGUUCAGUAAUUGGGUAAUUACAAUUAAACAGUCUGAUUCUUGGUUCAUCGAAGGAUUUUUGACAUUUUACGGAGUUUAUGUAGUCGAUCAGAUUUACAGUGAGACUUUCUUGAUGUCGAUUGUGGUUCAGACACGGCGAAUGGUGUUUGAAUAUACACAGGCAUUUAUUGAUUAUUAUUAUUUAAUAGAAAAUAAUCCAUUUCUCAAAAACGAAACUUUUGAUAAAAUGUGGAAAGAGAGAGGAUUUAAUAUUUUCUAUAUGAUGAAUAAUUUAUUCAGUAUCAAAAAUGUUCUGCACGACUUUAUUUUUGAGAAAGCGAUAAAUGUGUAUAACACUAGUACAUCAAAGCAGACAUAUAAAAAACAUUUUAGUCUUGAUAAUAUAUGGAUCAAAAUAAUGCUUGUGCCAACCAUAUAUAACAACAUGUAUUUCAAGAAUAUACAUAUAAAACAUGUGAUAACUUCAUGGAUAACACAAUAUGGUUAUCCUGUAGUACGAGUAAAACGGGACAAUAAUACACAACUUGUAGAAAUUAUGAUUCAAGAUUGUGUUACGGUUAAACAAAAGAACAUGUGUGCAUACAAGUGGUGGAUACCUAUAACCUUUGUAAAAAUAUCAAGGAAAACGUUUAGUACUACAUAUCUGUACCUAAAACCAUACGGAAAAAGCAAAUUUCUUGCGAAUAUGAAAGAAGAUGAUUUUAUCAUAAUCACGGAGCCAAAUGGAUAUCGCGUCAACUAUGAUCGUAAAUCUUGGGAAAAUAUUGCUCUCUUCCUAAAAAGUGAAAAAUCUGAGACUUGGGUUGCAUUUAAUUUAACUGACGUCACUUUAGCACAACUUCUUGAUGAUGCGUUUUAUUUUUUAAUACAAAAUACAAAGUAUACUGUACCUCGUGCUGCAAAAAGUGAAACUUUAGACAUAUUUUUCAAUCUUGCAAGCAAUGUAGUUCGCGUAAAGAAUUCGUACAUAGUGUGGCAUUCCAUAUUUACAACUCUUCAAUACAUAUCAAAGAGUUUUCCAUUACCGGAAAACGCAAAGAUCAAGACUAAAGUCCUAGAAAUAUUAUAUAGUUUUUUUGUAACUACAUCACAUACAAAUAAUUUUGAAAAUACUGUCAGUAAUCAAGUAUAUUACGAAGUUGUAAAAUGGACAUGCACUCUUGGUGGCUUAAAGUGCAAAGAUCAUGUUACUGCUAUAUUACAGUGGCAUUUAAAAAAUCCUGUACAUUACAGACUUUUGCCAAGUUGGCAGAAAUGGAUAUACUGUCAAGGUUUACUUUUAGAAAAUGGUACUUAUACGUCUGAUUUGUGGCAAAACAUAGAGAAAAUAUAUGUAACCCAGCAAACCUUAGGAGAAAUGUUUGAAUUGUCACCUUGUUCUGGGCAUAAUAUUUUGCAAUCUUUACGAUUGGUUAAUCUACAAAACAAAAGGACGUCUAUUAAUAUUCUACUCAGUAGUAUAGCAAAAUAUUCAAAAGAUGUUACAUUAUUGAAAAGUAUAAUACACAAAAUAAGACGUGUUGCAAGACUAUCUAUCACAGACAAUCUAUUUGCAUUGAUCAUUUUUAUUAUUAACAACACUUAUUCAGAAGAAAAUCUUGAAAAGGUUUUUCAGAUUAUAGACCUGUAUUUUGAAGAACUGCCUAACAUAUCUAAUGUGGAAAAGGCAAUAUUUAUCAAAAUUAGAGAGAAAGUUAAGAGUCGUCGUAAGAUGCUAAAUAAAUUGAAAAUGUUUUAAUGAAAUUGAUAAACACUUACCACUAACCGCACGAAUUAGUUAGUUGUGACUACAUAAAAUUUAUUAGUAUAGGUAUCCACUGUUUUAAUUAUUUACAAAAGAGUAUUCAUGUGUUACGUUGAAGACUACAGUUAUUUUUUUGUAUAAGAAACCUCAAUGUAUUUUAUGACACUAAUAGGUAUUUAUGAAUUAUGUUAAAAUUCAGAUCUAUAAGAUACGGAGUUUAAU
Messenger RNA from Pseudomyrmex gracilis, 3148 nucleotides. RefSeq names its product aminopeptidase N-like. Gene Ontology annotation, molecular function: zinc ion binding; metalloaminopeptidase activity; peptide binding. Gene Ontology annotation, biological process: proteolysis; peptide catabolic process. Gene Ontology annotation, cellular component: cytoplasm. The transcript is spliced from 13 exons. Lineage: Eukaryota; Metazoa; Arthropoda; Insecta; Hymenoptera; Formicidae. The record is from RefSeq and is a predicted model, not a curated record. The coding region runs from base 152 to 2920 and encodes 922 amino acids.